Molecule: messenger RNA, 1623 nt
Organism: Dendrobium catenatum
Lineage: Eukaryota; Viridiplantae; Streptophyta; Magnoliopsida; Asparagales; Orchidaceae
Product: transcription factor bHLH68-like
Exons: 7
Coding region: 261-1157 (298 amino acids)
Biological process (GO): regulation of transcription by RNA polymerase II
Cellular component (GO): nucleus
Molecular function (GO): protein dimerization activity; DNA-binding transcription factor activity, RNA polymerase II-specific; RNA polymerase II cis-regulatory region sequence-specific DNA binding
Source: RefSeq, a predicted model, not a curated record
GGGAAAGGAGACAAAAGUAAAGGACUCUCACUCCUCUUGUAAACUAGUCCUUUGCCUCUAAAGCUUUGUCUUCUCCCCCAUACCACAGCCACAGAAGCAAAGGAAGCAAUACCUUCAAAGACUGAUCUAAGAGUGGUAGGAAAGAAAGAAAAACAACAAGAAUAGAUGGAAGAAAAAUAGAGAGAGAAAGAGAGAGAGAGGAAGAAAGGGAGGCCUUAGGGUGGAAUAGAGGUAUAUUUGAGAGUUCUUAGGUGCAGCAGAUGAUGGGAGGGUGUCCUACUUGGUGGAGCAUGAGCAAUUUGAGGAGAACUUCGUCUGAUGAGGCCUCUCCACUUCUUCAGUGUCCUCUUCCUCCCUCCUUAGCCUUCUCACAGCAGCCUCAUGAGCUUUCUAAUUAUAUUCCUAUGAGCUCUUGUUGUGAAGAUCCUGAGCUUCCACAAACAUGGAGUCAAGCGCUCAUGGGAGGACUAGCUACUCAAGAGGAAAGGUAUAGUUUAAGCACUCCUUUUCAAACCAAAAAAAUGGAGAAUUUAGAGAAUCAGCUGAUUUACCAUUCACAAGGAGCUCAAGUUCAAGAUCUGAAGCAAGAGAACUCUGAAGAUUCUGGUUAUGCCUUCAGCCAUGUAAGCUCAAGCUCUUGGGGUCCGAUUGUAACAGUAUCUCCUAGAUCUUGUGAUACUUCAAGCUUCAGCAGAAAUAUGCUGAACUUCUCUAACAAAAAGACAGACAGAAAGCAUCAACUAACUGAUCACUUUUCAGAGAGCAAUAGCACAGAAAAUGGAGGAGUUUUGAAGAAGGCAAGGAUUCAAGGGUCCUCAUUAUCACAGCCAAGUACUUUAAAGGUUAGGAAGGAAAAGCUAGGGGAUAGAAUAACAGCCCUUCACCAAUUGGUUUCCCCAUUUGGAAAGACUGACACAGCUUCUGUACUGCUUGAAGCCUUCGGCUACAUUAGAUUCCUUCAGAGUCAAAUUGAGGCUCUCAGCUCCCCGUACUUGGCAAGAGGAUCAGGCAACAUGAGGCAGCCUGAUGGAAAUGAUGAACAAAAGAAGGAUCUGAGGAGUAGGGGACUGUGCCUGGUUCCAGUUUCUUGCACAGUGCACGUUGAGAGCAACAAUGGUGCAGAUUAUUGGGCUUCAUCACUACGUGGGAGCUAUUGAUGUAGGAGAUUAUUAUAAGCAUCCUUGAGAUAUUUAGAGCUUGAUACAAUUGUGAAUAUAUAUAGCAUCAUUAGCAGCCAAUCUUAUAAGGAAAGAACAAGGCUGAUUGCUCAUGAUGCUAUAUAUGCACAAAGUAAACAGAUCAAGAAGUGUGCUAAGUGAAGUUUUAAAGAGUAUUGGAGGGUAAUGAAUUGCUGAUUUAGGCUUGAUCAAUUGGGACGGUUUUCAUAUUGCUUCUUAAAGCAGCUUUUUAGGGCAAAAAUUAAGAGAGCUGCUUUAAGAAGCAGUAAAAAGCCGUCCCAAACGACGUUUUAGUCUUGAUUUGAUGAUAUGUGCUUUUAUAUUGGUUGGUAAUAGAGGACAGUUUCCUUAAUUUGUACACUAUUUAGUUUAGAAUUAACAUUUUCUGGUCUAUUUCAUUCAGUUUUAAUUAAUAUGUAAGUAAUAUUAUGAUGGCUUAAGGGUU